Molecule: messenger RNA, 2465 nt
Organism: Gastrolobium bilobum
Lineage: Eukaryota; Viridiplantae; Streptophyta; Magnoliopsida; Fabales; Fabaceae
Exons: 6
Molecular function (GO): nucleic acid binding; zinc ion binding
Source: RefSeq, a predicted model, not a curated record
AUGCGUCAUAAUGGAGAAGAUGAUGAAUGGGAAGGAGAGGCGUCUGCCGAGGAAGACUUAGAUGGGGAGGAACCUGCUGAGGAAGAGGAUGUCAACCAUGGAGGAAUUAAGAUGUGGGAGGAAGAUGAUGGGCGUACUUAUUUUAGUUGCACCAAAAGAGCAAGGAAGAGAAUGAGGAAACCUUGGGAGAAAGCUCUGAUUGUUAAACUCCUUGGGAAGAAAAUUGGGGUGGAGUUUAUGAAGAAAAAAAUAAAUGUCUUAUGGGCUAGAAAAGGCAAAAUCAAUGUCACUGAUAUUGGUAAUGACUUUUUCGUAGUCCAGUUUAGUGAGAAGGAUGAUCUCAAUUUUGCGUUGAACGGUGGUCCAUGGAUUGUUUUGGGUCAUUAUUUAUCGUUGAGGAAGUGGGAACCAACUUUCAGACCUAAUAGUGCUGGAAUUGCUAAGAUUGCUGCUUGGAUUCGUCUACCGGAUAUUCCCAUUGAAUUCUAUGAUGAAGCUUUUUUUAGAAGGAUUGGAAACUGGUUAGGCAAGAUGAUCAAGGUAGACAGCAAUACAAAUGCUCAUGUAAGAGGACGGUUUGCAAGAAUAUGUGUGGAACUGGACCUAUCUCAGCCAUUAAAGGGUGAUUAUGUGCUGGAAGGAUUUACCAAACAAAUUGAGUAUGAAGGAUUAGGGCUCAUUUGUUUUGGUUGUGGGAAAUAUGGACAUAGCACCGAGAAUUGUUCAGCUGCUCCAAAGCAACGCAGUUCAUCCGAUAUUCAUAAUGACGAUCAAAUUCAUCAAGAGGAACCUGGCAACUCAGAAUUCCAUCGAAGUAAAGGAUUGGGACCUUGGAUGGUUGUUAAUCGUCAACGCAGGAGCCGGCAACCUCCUCAGACGGCCGGUGCAGUCCAGCCAGGCGCUGAUAAUCAUGGUGAUAAGGAGGAAAUUACGCAAUCACGGUUUGCAAUCUUAACAGCUGGACCUAUUAAUGAGGAGGAUCAUAAUCAAAUAAUUAAUUCUGUUACUCCUCAUAUGGGGGCCCCUCAGUUUGAAAUUCCUCAGAAAAUAUGGACUAAAUCCAAAAAGUCCAAAGAUACCCCUAGGACUAAAUCAACGGUUCCUACUAUGCAUGCGGCUCAUUCUUCAAGCACGGGUAAGAGGUGUCCAGUCCAGAGUGAAAAUCGUGAAGAUCAUACUCCCAUUCCACCAUCUCCAUCAAUUGCUACUCCCAUGGCGGUUAGUCCUAUGCAAGCAAAUCAACAUGAUCAGGAAAAUGGGAUGAAAGCAGAUAGCACUUUGAACCAGAAUCAAGAGCAGUUAUAUGACACAUUUCAUAAAACUGGUCCUGAUAUAUCAGUUGACAACAGCAGCGACAUCCAAAAUCCUGAAACCUCAACCAUCUCUACGUGCAUGGAGGUGGACAGAGUUCACCAGGAAGAUAUUUCAAGAAUGAAGGAUGCAAGAACCUUGGAGGGAGCAGUGAAACCCCAGUUUCAAAAUUCGCUUUUUCUGUUUACUAGGAAAUAUAAGCCUAGUAUUGUAGUGAUUCUAGAACCUCGGUGUAGUGGUCAAAAAGCUUCUGACAUUAUCCGAAAAUCUGGGUUUAAGCAUGCUUUUGUUCAAGAGGCAGAAGGUUACUCAGGGGGUAUUUGGAUCCUCUGGAAUGAUGAGACUGGUCUCCUGCUGGAUCUUGGAGGAUCAGGUCCUUGGUUUACAUGGAAGGGUCCGAAGUUUCUUCAUCUUGAUCGUGUUUUUAAGAGGCUGGACCGAGCCUGUGCUAAUGCAAGUUGGAAGACUACCUUUACUGAUGCUGGCGUUAAGGUACUUCCACGGAUUUAUUCUGAUCAUAGUCCCAUUUUGGUCUACUUGUCUAACUUGGACACAGGUUGGAAAAAUCGUCCCUUUCGCUUUGAGAUUGCUUGGAUGGAGCAUUAUAACUUUACUCAGUUUCUGGCUAGGAGCUGGAAUGUUGUGAAAGACACUAGAACGAAUCUGCAUGAUCUGACUCCAAAUUUAAAAAGAUGGAACAAGAUAGUCUUUGGCAACAUUUUCAAUAGGAAGACUAACCUAUUGCAUAGUAUUGCAGAAAUUCAGAAUCAUGUCUCACAAUGGGAGAUUGGAGACGGUAAUUAUGCAUCAUUAUUUUGGACAGACAAUUGGUUGGGUUUAACUGAGUGUCUUGCCUCUCUGGCUACUCGUACUCCAACUGGUUUGGAGUUGAAUCUCCCUGUUAGUGCCUUCGUGAACAGCAAUACUGGUCAAUGGAACUUUCCCUAUAUUCGUCAAUAUCUCAAUGAUCAAGCUGUUGCAAGGAUCCAAGCUGCUCUCAUUCCUAGCGCAUCGGAUGGAAAUGACCGUAUUAUUUGGAGAAAUCAAAAGCGUGUUAAAUCUUGUAUGUGGAUCAUAAUGCAUGGCCGCCUUCUUCUGAAGACCGCACAUCUAGAUGGAGUGGGGAAUCUGGUCAUUGUAAAAAUAUGUCCCUG